AUGGCGACGCCUAGUGCCGCCUUUGAUAUGGCAGACUUUGUCGAUUUCGGAGAAACAGGCAUGCCCAACGUGUCACAGGAAGCUUCUUUCGGCGUGUCUGAGACAGCACCACCCCAGAACUCUUUACUGGAUGAUAAAUCUGGAGAGCUGGAGAACUCCGACAGUAUCCAACCCGCAAGUGCAGAGUUCAAUACGAACUUUAGCAGCUGGCUUCCGACUUAUCAAAAGGCUGUUCAGCCUUGCGAGUACUGUCGAUCGAAAUCUCUCGAAUGCUUUAUCUUCAACGCCGAUGGCUCCAAGCGAUCCGGAUGUUCGCCAUGCAACGCUUUGUUUCGACCAUGCAGCUUCAGCAACCCUGAGCGGAUGCCAGGUAUGCGCCAGAGGACUGCGCUGGACACCUUAGACGUCGUGGCAGAGAACGACAUUCGACAUGUCGGUGGUCUCACUGGUAAGAAGCAGAUGCGAUCGCUAGGUCACCUCGGUCCGAUCGAAGAUGGAAAAGAGGAUGACGAAGGUCCCAAGAAGGGUGCUGCAGCUGCUCGCUUUCCACGAGCGGCUGUGAAAGUGCUCAAAGACUGGAUGCUCAUGCAUAUCGAUCAUCCAUACCCGACCGACGAGGAGAAGGAGACGCUGAAGCAAGAGACUGGCCUAUCGGUCGGUCAAAUCUCGAACUGGAUGGCGAACACAAGGCGAAGGCAGAAGGCUCGACCCAAGCGAAGCGCUUCGCCAAGUCUCCGACCAUCAACAGGAGCUAUCAACAUCCCAGCAGGCAAGACCUGGGAAAGCAUGAAUCCGUUCGAACGAUGGAAGCACUCUCCUCCUGAGAACGAACCUGCGCCGAUGAACGCUAUUGCGCACGCUGUUGAGACUUUCGACCUGCCGCAAACAGAGAGCUCAAGUAGCAGCUAUCGCAAGGAUAUAUCCAACGAUAGCACCGGAAGCUUCUCUGUAUUCAGAGCACCCUCUAUCUCCUCCCUGGAGACCCGCCCUACCAACGUGUCGUCUGGCUCCUUUGGAUCUCACAACUCAGCCUACUCGCAUGGUUCGCGCCACUCCCUCGGCUCGUUAAACAGCUUGAAGUCCAAGGAGAGGCGAAGGCGUCGUCGCAUUCCCACCCGAGCACCAAAAGCUGGUCCUGACGAGGGGCAACGUAUCUUUCAGUGCACGUUCUGCACUGAUACAUUCAAGUCCAAAUACGAUUGGUCGCGGCACGAGAAGAGUCUUCACUUGUCACUGGAGAAAUGGCUAUGUGCCCCUCUGGGUGAGAUUGUCGCCGACAAAGCUACCGGAAAGCCCCGAUGCGUAUACUGCGAUGAGCUAGACCCCAGUAAAGAGCAUUUGGCCACGCACAACCACUCCGCCUGUUACGAGAAGGGCCCAGAGUCCCGAACCUUCUACCGGAAAGACCAUCUUCGUCAACACUUACGACUCAUGCACGGUUGCAAGAUGACCUCCAGUAUGGACACAUGGAAGUCAGAAGCCCAAUACAUCAAAUCUCGUUGCGGCUUUUGCGGGAUGAACUUUGACAAGUGGCAAGACCGCCUCGACCAUUUGGCGAAAGAGUUCCGCAACGGCGCACACAUGAAGAACUGGAAGGGAUGCAGGGGCUUAGACCCUCAUGUCGCUAUCCACGUCACGAACGCGAUGCCGCCUUAUCUCAUCGCCAACGAAAGCAAAUCGCCAUUCCCGUUCUCAGCAUCCAACACUGCGAGCCUCAAGCAGCUUAAUCUAUCCGUCGACAGCAAGGACCUUGAAUACCUUUUACCCAACGUUGAUGAUAUCGACUACACGAACAACGUGUCUGCGGCAUACCAACCUGGCAGCGAUCCCUCUACUAUCGGACCCAUCGUCCUGACGACACCAAAAGACUAUUCUCCUUCCAAGUCCCUCGCUGACAACCCAAACGCAACCUGCUGGGAGAUUCUCACACUGCAGCUGGGCCGUUUCGCACGAGAGCACAUCGCAAAGCAUGGCUCCGCAAACUUGACCGACGAGGUGUUGCAAGCAGAGUCGCGUCGUAUCCUCUACGACGACGAUGAUCCAUGGAACCAAACAUCUGCGGAUAACCCCGAAUGGCUGAACUUGUUCAAGAAAGCACACGGCAUCAACUGCCAAACCCCAAUAAAGAAUAUCAACGGAGAACACGAGAUAUUCGAAGACCUCGGCAUCAACUACGGCUCCGCAUUAGAUCCAAGCUUCGACGUGAGCAACUUCGCCUGCACCUCGAUGUCGCAGAACGAUCCUUUGCGUGCCCUAUCUUACGAAUUCGCGCUAUCCGGCUCGGUAGGCGCCGUUCAAGGACAUGCGCGACAACUCUCCUCGGGUCGCCAAACACCCUACAGCGUACCAGGACUAACCGGAUCGCCUACCUCACCAGCGUCGUACGCUCCCAUCACGACUACUUCGAGCGCAGACAACUUACUAGGUUUCUGUGAGCCCAUCUCAGAACUCGCGUGCACAGGAGCCGGUACUUGUCGCGGCGAGCAAGGCGAGAUCGGCUUCUCGAUUAAGACUGCUGGGUUACCGAAGAGGAGGUACUGGCUCGAUGAUUCGACUGCGCAUCUGGCGCCGUUCACAUCCAGCGCUAGCGAACAGCCCAUGGUUGCCGGUUUGACUGCGGGUGGGCCUACUGUCAACGACUUCCAGUUCCCUUCGUGGGAUCAACUGCCAGAGGAUUUCCAGAACCCAACGAGCAGCGCGGACUUUGACUCUACUGUUCCUAUCACGACUACUGGUGUUGGUAUGGCAGCUGUUGAGGGUACUGAUGCGAUGCCCUGGGAUGAUAUGGACUUUGCUAUGGAUUUGGAUACGGAUAUGGAUUUGGGUCUUAACCAGGUAUGA
Messenger RNA from Alternaria novae-zelandiae, 2841 nucleotides. RefSeq lists its product as uncharacterized. The transcript has 6 exons. Gene Ontology annotation, molecular function: DNA binding. NCBI's taxonomy places the organism in Eukaryota, Fungi, Ascomycota, Dothideomycetes, Pleosporales, Pleosporaceae. Gene Ontology annotation, biological process: regulation of DNA-templated transcription. The record is from RefSeq and is a predicted model, not a curated record. The coding region runs from base 1 to 2841 and encodes 946 amino acids.